CGCGCACGCGCAAGAGGGCGGAGCCGUCUCAGGGCCCGUCCCCGGCGUCCCCAGCGCGCAGUCCCGUCCCGAGUGCGCGUGCGCAGGGGUUGCCUUGGCGACCGGGAAAGCGUUGAGCUGCAAUAACUGGAGCGCCUGGCGAGAAAGGAAAGCGGGGAGUCUCCGGCUGGACUGGGGACGGCAGCAACGUCCGCCGCGGAACUGGGCUCCCCACAGCUGCGGGGCGUUCGGUGGCGCAGAAGUGAACAUGCACCCUGAGCCCUCGGAGCCUGAGGCGGAUGGGGCAGCAAAGCUGGACUGCACGCAGGAGCCCGGCGUGGAGGAGUCUGCGGGUGACCAUGCGAGCGCAGGCCUAGGGGGCUGCUGCAAGGAAGAAAUUAAUGAACCUAAGGAAACAUGUGUGGGUUCUUCUGACACAUCCUCCCAAAGCCAGCAGAAACAGAGUGGUGAUAACGGGUCAGAUGGUCACUUCCCGCACCCAAGAGAAGACAGGGAAGAUCGGGGCUCCAGAAUGACUAAAAGUUCCCUGCAAAAACUCUGCAAGCAGCACAAGCUUUAUAUGACCCCAGCAUUGAAUGAUACACUGUAUUUACACUUUAAAGGUUUCGACUGCAUUGAGAACCUGGAAGAAUACACAGGGCUGCGCUGUCUCUGGCUGCAGUGCAAUGGAAUACGGAGAAUUGAAAACCUGGAGGCCCAAACUGAGCUGCGUUGCCUCUUCUUGCAAGUGAACUUGCUCCAUAAAAUCGAGAACCUGGAGCCUCUGCAGAAACUGGACGCUCUCAACCUCAGCAACAAUUACAUCAAGACCAUUGAACACCUCUCCUGCCUCCCAGCCCUGAAUACACUGCAGAUGGCCCACAAUCACCUGGAGACUGUGGAGGACAUUCAGCAUCUACGAGAGUGUUUGAGGCUUUGUGUCCUUGACCUUUCACACAACAAGCUGAGCGACCCGGAGAUCCUGAACGUUCUGGAAUGCAUGCCCGAUUUGCGUGUACUGAAUCUGAUGGGAAACCCGGUUAUCAGCCACAUUGCUAAUUACAGAAGGACCGUCACUGUGCGACUGAAGCACUUAACAUACCUGGACGAUAGACCAGUUUUUCCAAAGGACAGAGCUUGUGCAGAGGCCUGGGCCAGGGGAGGGUACACAGCUGAGAAGGAGGAGAGGCAGCAGUGGGAGAGCCGGGAGCAGAAGAAGAUCACAGACAGCAUUGAAGCCUUGGCCAUGAUCAAGCGGCGGGCGGAGGAGAGGAAAAGGCAGAGAGAGAGCCAAGAAAGAGGGGAGAUGCUGCCUUCAGAUGAUGGUGAGAACGUGCCCACCAGUGCUGAAGGCAAGGAAGAGCCUCCCAGGGACACAGAAACAAGGCAGAAGAUGGAGCUGUUUGUUAAGGAAUGCUUUGAGGCCAAGGAUAAACUCUACCCGGAAAGGUCAAGUGGAGGAGAGGAGCCACCUGUGGAGUCUGACGGAGAGGACGGAGAUGGAGAGCCAGAGGGGACCCUCCCAGCUGAGGCCCCACCACUCCUGCCACCUGUGGAGUCUAAAGGAGAGGGCAGAGAUGGAGAGCCAGAGGGGACCCUCCCAGCUGAGGACCCGCCACUCCUGCCACCUGUGGAGUCUAAAGGAGAGGACAGAGAUGGAGAGCCAGAGGGGACCCUCCCAGCUGAGGACCCGCCACUCCUGCCACCUGUGGAGUCUACAGGAGAGGACGGAGAUGGAGAGCCAGAGGGUACCCUCCCAGCUGAGGCCCCACCACCGCUGCCCCUCGGAGCUGCCAGGGAAGACCUGACUCACCAGGCUGUGGCCGCUGAGGGUGCGUUCCUUACAGAACUCGACGGGACGGGACCGGAAGGUGCAGACACCGUUAACCUGGAGACAAAGGAGACGUUCCGCAUUGACGACCUCCCUGACUUGGAAGAUGAUGAUGAAGUGGGAUCUCUGCAAGACCAGGCUAAGAUUAUGUGCUUUCCAAAGAUUGAGGUCAUCUCGAGCUUGAGUGAUGACAGUGACCCUGAACUGGACUACACAUCACUCCCCAUGCUGGAACACCUGUCUGCAGACACCCCGUCAAAUAUAUUCGCAGUCUCUAAAGACACCUCAAAGCAGGCUCAGGCACCCUUCACAGACCUCUUUAAAAAAGAAGCUAAGAGGGACACGGAAAUCCAAAAACAAGACGCCGAGUACCCACGACCCCUGAUCCAGGAGCUCAGUGACAAGGAGCCCUCUGGCCAACCAUGGAUGUCCCCAACCUGCCAAAGAGACGCUGCACCCCUCACUUCCAGUGGAGACGGGGCCAGCGACAGCAACUUCCUUGCAGCCUCUUCUCCAGGAACCAGCACGGAAAAGAAAGAAGUGCAGUCUGAGCUGCAGCCUGUGGAGCCUCGGGUCAGGGCAGGUCUGGAGGACGCUGAAUAAUUCGUUUUGUUUUGUUUGAGGCAGUCUCAUACUGUCACCUAGGCUGGAUUAUAGUGGCUCGAUCCCAGGAUCAAGCAAUUCUCUUGCCGCAGCCUCUGAAGUAGCUGGGAUUAUAGGCACCCACCAGGACACUGGCUAAUUUUUGCAUUUUUGUAGAGACAGGUUUCACCAUGUUGGGCAAGCUGGUCUCAAACUCCUGACCUCAGGUCAUGUGCCUGCCUCAGCCUCCCAAAGUGCUGGGAUUAAUAGUAUAAGCCACUGCACCUGGCUGAGGACACUGAAUUUGGACAGAACCCCAAGGCCACCCCCCAGUCCUUGGUGUCACAGUGACAGGGAGAAAGCACAGGUGACCCUUCCUUCCACAAGUGCCGGAGUUGCCCAGCCCAGCCCUUCCCUGUCCACGUGGGACAGUAGGUCGGUCCCAGUCCUCAAAGGAUACUUUCCCCUGGUUAUACAUAGCACGAAUGGUGUGAUUACAAAUGUCUCCUUUAGGCCUGACAAACACUUUAACACCCACACGAGUCAAUGUAUGAUUGGGCUAUCUCCUGUUGUGUGUGUCACAUGCAAUUCCUUUCAUCAGCCACCCUGACAAAAGACCUUUCUCUUAUUGUGUCACCAGAAAUGCAAUCAGACACACCCAGAUCCCUAUACAAUCUCAAGUGGGCAUUUUCUCUAAAGGAAAGCAGAAUCUUCCACUGCAGCUAAAGAAACUCAGAGGAACAGGGACUUGAUGCUUUAGACAUCAAAAUGAGAAGGGGAGAGAACAAAGAUAGGCAGGAGUCCAUGAGGCACAAUGGGGAAUUCUCCCAAACUGAGGUGACCGUGACUCUCCACUCACAAGGCAUUACCAAGAGCCCACAGGUGCCAGACCCAUGUCCCGAAGGAGAAGGAACAUCAGCCAUCUGUGCAUGAGCUCAGUUACUGUGAGGGGACACUGUCCAGCCUAAAACAUCUGACCAUUCCAAUUCAUGUCCAGCCGACAAGUUUAUUCAAUCCCUGAACUGGGAUCCAAGGUGUCUCCCCAUACAAAACAUCCCAUCUCAGGAGAGGCUGAAACACCCCAAACGGCAGCUGCUGACGGCCACUGUGCCCACCUCAUCAGCAGCUCUGCAGGGGCCUCACCAAACACAAGGAGGCAGCACUACUGCCCCCAUUUCACUGGAGGACAGAAGGCACGAGAACGGAGGGACCUGAGGCCACUUGUUGGAGUGCAGUGGAGCCCUGCCUGCCAGCACAGACUGGAAUCCAGCAACACAGGCCCACCAGUACCUCCCGAAGCUGCCUUUUGGAAUGAUUUCAGGUGAAUACAUAAAAUAGAAAAAACGAUUACAUUCUGUUGCCCUAUCCCUUCAA
Callithrix jacchus (white-tufted-ear marmoset) is the source of this 3766-nucleotide messenger RNA. RefSeq names its product dynein axonemal assembly factor 1 (gene DNAAF1). The record is from RefSeq and is a predicted model, not a curated record. Gene Ontology annotation, biological process: axoneme assembly. Gene Ontology annotation, cellular component: axoneme. Gene Ontology annotation, molecular function: dynein complex binding; protein binding. Lineage: Eukaryota; Metazoa; Chordata; Mammalia; Primates; Cebidae.